AUGGAUGCUGAGGGACGCUUGGUUUUCUGGAAGAGCGGGCUAUGGGAGGGCGGAGCGCCCACCCUCAAUUGUAACACUUGCAAGAAACGCCGUGCUGACAGAAUGAGCGCUAACGAGCGUCCACAAGGUGAGUUGAAGAAGCUAUCAGAAGAGAGUCUGACGCGGCAACCUGAGGAGGUGUUCGAUAUCAUCUGCAAACUCGGGGAAGGUUCCUAUGGCAGCGUUUACAAGGCCCUACACAAGGAGAGCGGGCAGGUGCUCGCGAUCAAACAAGUGCCCGUGGACACAGACCUGCAGGAGAUCAUCAAAGAGAUCUCCAUCAUGCAGCAGUGCGACAGCCCCUACGUGGUCAAGUACUACGGCAGCUACUUCAAGAAUACGGACCUAUGGAUCGUGAUGGAAUAUUGCGGGGCCGGUUCGGUGUCGGACAUAAUGAGGCUAAGGAAGAAGACGCUAUCCGAGGACGAGAUCGCCACCAUUCUAAUAGACACCCUCAAGGGUCUGGAGUACCUGCACCGGCGGAGAAAGAUCCACAGGGACAUCAAGGCCGGGAACAUUUUGCUCAACACCGAGGGUCACGCGAAACUGGCCGAUUUCGGCGUGGCUGGACAGUUGACGGACACGAUGGCGAAACGGAACACGGUGAUCGGCACUCCGUUCUGGAUGGCGCCCGAGGUGAUCCAGGAGAUCGGCUACGACUGCGUGGCUGACAUCUGGUCGCUGGGCAUCACCGCCCUGGAGAUGGCGGAGGGCAAGCCGCCCUACGGCGACAUACACCCAAUGCGCGCCAUCUUCAUGAUACCCACCAAGCCGCCGCCCUCGUUCAGGGAACCGGACCAAUGGUCACCCGAGUUCAUAGACUUCGUAAGCCAGUGUCUGGUUAAGAAUCCCGAGGAGCGAGCGACGGCGGAAUUUCUGCUCAACCACGAAUUUAUAGGCAACGCGAAGCACCCGAGCAUACUGAGCACGAUGAUCUCGGAGGCGCGCGAGAUCCGCGAGAGCCAGGCCUUCAGGAGCGCGCAGAACUGCACCAACGCCAAGACCUUCGGCGCGGGCGAGGGCUACAGCGAGGCGACGAUGAAGCAGCGCGACGGCACGUUGGUGCCCGCGCGGGACGCCGACUGCGCCGAGCUGGCCGCCGACCUGGGCACCAUGGUCAUCAACGAGCCCGACCUCGCCACCAUGAAGAGGCACGACACGGACCCGCUGGACACGAGCCGGCCCAAGUACCGGCCGCUGUUCCUCGAGCACUUCGAGAAGAAGGAGCUGGGCCGCGCCGCCAACGGCACGCUGGCGCCGCCCGCCCACCAGCCGCCGCCGCCCGCGCGCCCCGACCACGCCCACGGCCACGACCACGCCCACGACCACGGCCUCGACCACCUCGAGCGGCGCGACCACGCGGAGCGCCACGACCACGCCGGGCCGGAGGCGGGCGCGGGGGCGGGCGCGGGCGCGGGGGCGGGUCUGCAGCGCGCCCUGGUGGAGGAGGGCAACUUCGAAUUCGUAAGUCAGCUGCACGUCGUGGCGCUGCUGCCGCUCGCUCACGUGCUCCCUGGCGUUCCUGUCGGAGGGCGAGCUGGAGGCGCGCAUGGCGCGGCUGGACGCAGAGAUGGAGGCCGAGAUCGAGCAGCUGCGAGCGCGCUACGAGCGGAAGCGGCGCCCCAUCCUCGACGCCAUACACCUCAAGCGAAAGCGCCAGCAGAACUUCUAGCCGCGCCC
This is a messenger RNA of Iphiclides podalirius (scarce swallowtail), 1719 nucleotides long. The record is from the annotation of a GenBank genome assembly. NCBI's taxonomy places the organism in Eukaryota, Metazoa, Arthropoda, Insecta, Lepidoptera, Papilionidae.